AUGGAGAAAUCGAUGUUGAAGGCGGAGCUUUCCAAAGAAAUGUGCACGUCUCCCACCGUGGAGCCCAGCGAUUAUGGGAACGACAAUCUUGGAGAAGACAGCCCUGUGUUUGAAAACUUGUUUGAAUUUUGUCAAAUUUAUGCUGGUGGGACAAUAGAUGCUGCAAGAAGAUUAAACAAUCAGUUAUGUGAUAUUGCUAUAAAUUGGGCUGGUGGUUUACAUCAUGCCAAGAAGUGUGAGGCAUCUAGCUUUUGUUACAUCAAUGACUUGGUUUUGGGAAUCUUGAAGCUUCUGAAUGUAUCCAAAAUCAUCGAUUCUCAAUUUGCAGACCAGGUGGAUAUGUCUGAAGUGCAGGAAACUAAAUUUGAUGCCGAAAUGGCUGCAAUGACCUGUGUUCCAUGGGGUACCCUUGAAAGCGUUGGGGACCAAUCAGGAUAUGUCAAUGGCAUAAAUAUGAUCCUUAGUAGUAGCAUUCCUGUACUUGGGAGCAUUCUUUCACCUAUUUACUUCCAGUUCUUCUCAUACCACUUGCAUCAUCGGUUGGCCCCCAAUUCUACAUGA
This is a messenger RNA of Gossypium arboreum, 561 nucleotides long. Its product is annotated as histone deacetylase 9-like. Bases 1 to 561 code for a protein of 186 amino acids. The transcript has 7 exons. Gene Ontology annotation, biological process: retrograde transport, endosome to Golgi. The record is from RefSeq and is a predicted model, not a curated record. Gene Ontology annotation, cellular component: GARP complex. NCBI's taxonomy places the organism in Eukaryota, Viridiplantae, Streptophyta, Magnoliopsida, Malvales, Malvaceae. Gene Ontology annotation, molecular function: histone deacetylase activity.